AUGCGCAUCGCAGCGGCUGUUGUCUCGGUGCUUGCCCUUGCUGGCCCUGGCGCUGCCAGAAAUAGGCGCCGGGAUCUUGGCCCUGACAUCCCACCAUCCGCUGAUACCGCGACGGCGCCAAAGAAGUUCAUCCUUGAGCUCGACCAGAACGCCAACAAGAAUGCGAUAGUCAAAGACCUUAAUGAGCGUCCUGGAAGUCGCGUCCUGAAGGUCUUCGACUCCGAGGUCUUCAGGGGCGUUGCUAUUGAGUCCGACAGCGAGAAUACUGACUCGCUCGAGGCUAUCGUGCCCGUCCGCAAGGCAUGGCAUUCGAAGCCCAUUCAACUCGUUCCUGUCAUCGCUGGAGACUCCUUUAGUGACGAUGCUCAGGCUCUCAACUACUCUAUUCAUUACAUGACGGGCGUGGACAGGCUUCACGAGCAAGGCCUUUUCGGUAAAGGCGUCAAGGUUGGUGUCGUCGACACCGGUACCGAAUACACUCAUCCCGCUCUUGGGGGAUGUCUUGGAACAGGAUGCAAGGUUGCAGGUGGUUACGACUUUGUCGGUGAUAAUAACAGUUGGCCAUACCCCGGAGAGGAGCGACAGCCCGACAACGAUCCGAUGGAUUAUGGUGGACAUGGAACCCAUGUUGCAGGCAUCAUUGCCGGCAAAAGUGAUGAGUUCAUCGGCGUUGCCCCUGAAGCAUCAAUCUAUUCGUACAAAGUGUUUGGGCCUAAUGAAGGCACUGGCGAAGAGGUCUUGAUCGAAGCAUUCCUGAAGGCAUAUGAAGAUGGGAUGGACAUUAUCACAGCUAGUGUUGGCUCUAUCGGCGGCUGGAGCAACAAUGCCUGGGCACUCGUUGCCUCGCGCAUCGUGGACCAAGGCGUUGUAGUGACCAUCGCAGCCGGCAAUAGUGGCGAUGUUGGUCCAUUCUUUGCUAGUAGUGGCGGAUCUGCCGAGAAGGUUCUGACUGUCGCUUCUGUUGAAGCCUCGAUCGUUGCCGCCCGGCAAUUCGCGGGAACCUUUAAUCUUGACGGGCACUCGAACAGAACCAUCCUGGGAUACCGUCCCGCUGAGGACAAAUUCCCAUCGACGGUUGUGGACUGGCCAAUUAUCCCCAUCACUCUCAAUAUCACUGUUGAGGGCGACGCAUGCGAGCCACUGCCUGAAGACUUCCCCGACCUUUCCCAGACCGUUCCCUUGGUACGUGUUGGGGGUUGCGAGACGUGGCAGAAGCAGCGCUGGGUCCAGGAGCGCGGCGCAAAGCACAUUCUCUUUUACAUGGACGACAAUCCUAUCAUUUCGUUCUCUGGAUUCGGAUGGGAGCAGAGCCAGUGGGGUCUUCUGUCGAAGGACGCUGGCGAAGCGAUCGUCAAGACUGUCAUCGCCGGCGGCAACGUGACUGCGGACUUCUCGCUUGACCAAGACAGCAACUACGUAGCUAUGGUCAAUGCUGGUGGCGGUCGCCCAUCUGACUUUACGUCUUGGGGCAGCACGUUCGACCUCGAGCUCAAGCCAGACAUCGCCGGACCAGGCGGAAGGAUUUUCGCACCGUUCGUCGGGCAUCGUUACCGUGACAUCAGCGGUACCAGCAUGGCAACCCCGUACAUUGCCGGCGUUGCGGCACUAUACAUUGGAAAGCAUGGUGGUCGUGCUAGACAUGGAGCUGCCUUUGCCCAGACUCUGCACGCUCGCAUCGCCAGCUCUGGCCGUUCCCUUCCCUGGUCCGACGGCUCGACCAAAGACUACGGGCUCUGGGCGCCGCCUAUUCAGCUCUCCUGGGAGAAGUUCUCGCUCAACGACACGCACCACUACUCCAGGUACCACCAGGUUGAUAUCACCAACAGUGGCGAAAAGGAGAUUGAAUACCAGUUCAAAGUCCAGGAUGCUGGCGGUUUCGAGUCGUACUGGACAAUUGACUCCGCAAGCGCCGAUACAUAUGCGGUACCCAGGAUCAAGGACUUUGUCGAGAUUGAGCCCUUUCAGAUCCGUCCCCAGGUUAGUCUACCGUCAGGAACGUUCCGCGUUGCACCGGGACAGACCAAGACUGCCAAGUUCUCUUUCAGCGUUCCAGAAGGGUUGAACGCUUCUCGCAUUCCCGUGUUCGGCGGCAAGAUCCUCAUCAGCGCCAGUAACUCCGAAGCACUCUCCGUUCCUUACUUUGGUGUGGGAGCCAGCAUCAAGCACGAGUUUGAUGACCUGUUCUACACGUCGGUUGGUUACCCAAGAGCCGUAUCCGGUGUCAACCGUACGGAUAUUAAACAGAAGUCAAGCUUCACCUUUGACCUAAGCUUGGGCUCUCAAGACUUCGUCAAGCUGGUGCAUGCUCUUCAAUGGGGCACCCGAGAGCUGCGAUGGGAUAUUUUUGAAUCCUCGUACCGCGAGCGCCGGUGGAAGUAUCCCCCAGUUGUGGGCGAGAACAACUACGUAGGGUCUGUGGCCAGCUUUGAUGUCUACAACAACCUCAACUACCCGGUCUUCGACCCGGCUUCCAACGACGAGAACAAUACGUUUUCAUAUCCCCUGCAGGAUGUGUCGCGUGACGCACCUUACGAGUCGUGGUGGCUCGGCAGGUUGGCCAACGGAUCAACAAUCGCCCCGGGCAAGUACAAGAUGCGAUUUGCUGCGCUUGCGCCUUUCGGCAACCCCAAGGCUUCGGACAACUGGCACGUUUGGGACGCCCCUGAGAUUGAAGUGCUCUGA
Verticillium nonalfalfae is the source of this 2682-nucleotide messenger RNA. RefSeq lists its product as uncharacterized. Gene Ontology annotation, cellular component: cytosol; membrane; cell wall. Gene Ontology annotation, biological process: proteolysis. Gene Ontology annotation, molecular function: serine-type endopeptidase activity; tripeptidyl-peptidase activity. The transcript has 12 exons. The coding region runs from base 1 to 2682 and encodes 893 amino acids. The record is from RefSeq and is a predicted model, not a curated record. NCBI's taxonomy places the organism in Eukaryota, Fungi, Ascomycota, Sordariomycetes, Glomerellales, Plectosphaerellaceae.